AUGGCAGCAGACGGCAUCACUCGCAAUGCAGAAGACCAACUUUCUGCAGACACCAUUAGAUAUGCACAAAUCCAUCUUGUGCCGGCUUUGUUCGGCGCCCUGUCCAUGCACACCAUCGAAAUCUGCCGCAAGGACUCCAUUCGCCGACAGCUUGCGGAGAACAAGUCGCGCCAAUGUCUUUUGGCGUUGGGCGAAUUAUCAAAGUCCUGGCCAGUAAGGAUCUGGAUCUCGAAAUCGUUCGUCAGUCUGAUGACGAGAUUGACUGGCCAAGAUUCAGCCCCUUCUGGCGGUGCUAUUGUCAGAGUAUCCACAAGCAUUCACCCUGCAAGCCCAGAUGGUCAGUCUCCUCACGAGACUGUUUAUGACAACCAGUCCGCUUCUGGUGUUGGAGAUGGACACCAGGACACGACAUCAACGCUCAACAACGGCUCAGAAACUCAGAAUUUUGACCCUUAUGACGUCCCUCAAGCAAACCCUCAUCUCUUCUACGACAGCUUUUGGACUUCGUACCUCGACAAUGCCUUUGACGUGGACUUACUCAUCCAUCCUAAUUCGGGUCUUUUUUGA
This is a messenger RNA of Colletotrichum aenigma, 567 nucleotides long. RefSeq lists its product as uncharacterized. Lineage: Eukaryota; Fungi; Ascomycota; Sordariomycetes; Glomerellales; Glomerellaceae. The transcript is spliced from 3 exons. The coding region runs from base 1 to 567 and encodes 188 amino acids. The record is from RefSeq and is a predicted model, not a curated record.